This is a messenger RNA of Hypomesus transpacificus, 2860 nucleotides long. RefSeq lists its product as uncharacterized. The record is from RefSeq and is a predicted model, not a curated record. NCBI's taxonomy places the organism in Eukaryota, Metazoa, Chordata, Actinopteri, Osmeriformes, Osmeridae. Gene Ontology annotation, molecular function: ubiquitin-protein transferase activity. The coding region runs from base 130 to 2382 and encodes 750 amino acids. The transcript has 5 exons.
CACGAAAAACUUUCUAGUGCGCACGAGAAAGUUUCUGGUGCGCGCGAGAAACUUUCUGGUGCGCACGAGAAACUUUCUGGUGCGCACAAGAAACUUUCUGGUGAGCCCGAGAAGUCAAGACUAGUGAGAAUGGAUGCCAAGGAGGAGGUAUUCAUCUUCCUGAAAACCCAAAGAAAUUUACCGGAUAGUGUUAUCAACAAACUUAAAGAUGAUAAGAUCGACAUUAAAGUCAUAAACGUUAUGACUGAUGACGAAUUAAAGCAGUAUAUAGAGAGAUAUGGGGACCGACUCGCACUGAGAGCAUUUUGUCGUCAAGGAACUGAGACAAAAGAAAGUGGAGUGAAACCCAGUCUCAUACAGAGAGUAAGAGACAGACUAAGGGAACGGGAACAACUGAAAACAUCUGCCGACAAUGGCACCGCAGCAGGCCCAAGCCGUAAAGUUGGCAACAGCUAUGCAACCAAAGACAACCGACGGAUUGAAAUGGGAUGGCUCCACUACGAUAAAGUGGAUUUUCAUCAAGUCAGAACAAAACAUGGAGGUGGAACACGGCACCUGACUGUUGAGAAAACCGUUACUAUGGAGGAGCUACUGGAGAUUGGCAAAGGCUUGUUCUUUCCAAAUGGACAAUCUUCGAAAGGACUGGUUGAAGGCCUUCAAUUUGAUAUCCGGGAUUUCAGUCACAACCCUGUACCCCUUGAGAGCACGGUGAGCCAGCUAUACGACCAGACUAAACUACGAAUGCUACGCAUCUAUACCUGCUCCAGACAAAAGGAUCAAAUUGACCCUGAGGACGUCUCAAUACUUCUUUCUGAUACAUCAUCGGACUUCGAGCCUACAAAGGAGAGUCCAAUGAAGACCAGGAAAGUGCAGAGGCGAUCUCUAAGGAACAAAACCAGAAAAUACCAAUCCGAGAAAACUGGAAAUGAUCAUCAGGUGGACCAUCUACAGAGAUCUUCCAAUUCAGCACCCAGUGUUUCAACAGAGAGAAACGAUGAAAGAACAGGAGAACCAAUAAUUCAAGACCAGCCCCUCCUCGCAGAGGUCCUCAACUCACCAUCUUACGAUGAUGUUGGGAUUCAUUCUGGCCACUCCACGAGUAGGCUUGGAUCUGAAGAAGAGUAUGUAAUGACUGGGUCAUAUCAAGAUGCAGAAGAGUUGCCCUGUGAAGACUCCGAUUUCCGUCUCGCCUUUGACAUCCAGGAAACUCUUGAAGACUCUGAAGUACAAUUUGGACCCAUUUCUGAUUAUGAUGGUGAUGAUCAAGACUACACUCUUCCCUGGAAUCCACAUGACCUCACCACCACGCAGCAUUCAUCACUGAACGACGGACCUGUAUUGUUAAACAGUAUUCCUGCAUCACCAGAAAAAAAUGAAAAAGAAGUCCAGUAUGUGAAAUUAAGACGAGUAAGCAUAGUUCAAGAUGUGCUUAAUGUCUUCAUGGACCCCAAAGUACUCACGGUUAAUCUAAAAAUGGAGUUAAAAAAUGAGAAAGCGGUGGACAGUGAUGGUGUAUCAAGAGAGGUGUACUCUGCGUUCUGGGAACACUUCUUGGAACAGUGUGAGGGGGAAGAUGAACGAGUGCCCAGAUUGCAACCAGACUAUUCUGAGAAGGAAUGGCAAGCUGUUGGAAGAGUUUGGUUGAAAGGAUAUUUGGACCACAACAUCCUCCCAAUCAGACUGUCACCAGCUUUUAUUCUUGCCUGUUGUCAAGGAGUCAGUUCAGUGGAUGAAGAACUCUUGAUGAUGUCAUUUGCCAGGUUUCUUUCAGUGUCUGAGCGAGCAUCGGUUGAACAAGCACUACAGGGCAACAUGGAUGAAACUGCUGAGGAGGACUUACUUGACCUUUUCUCAAGGAUGGGCUCACACAUCCUGCCUUCUAAAGACAACCUCCGGCCUGCCAUUUUAACAAUGGCACACAAAGUUCUUCUUCAAGAGCCAAAGUUCAUAAUUGACUGUUUCCACUCCAGUAUUCACUGUAUUCACAAUGCUGUCCCCAUGUCCAUAACAAAAGACAGCAUAAUGGAACUUUAUGAAUCUAAGAGGCCAACAAACAAGAAAGUAGCCAAGAUAAUAAAGCCAUCAAGUGAGAACCUGAAUCAACAGGAGCAAACAGCACUUAACCACCUGCUGCGGUAUGUGAGAAGCACUGACCAAAAAAAACUUGAGAUAUUCUUGCGCUUCUGCACAGGAUCCACAGUACUGUGCAAAGGCACAAUCGAAGUAACUUUUAACAGGUUGUGUGGUUUAAGUCGCAGGCCUGUGGCACACACAUGUGGAGCAGUUCUUGAAUUGCCAUGCACCUACAGUUCAUACCCAGACUUUCGUGCAGAGUUUGACAGCAUCCUAUCUGGCAAUUGCUUUGAAAUGAAUAUUUUGUAAUGGACGGACGGGAUCUUACACACUGCUAUGUCCAUCUUCAAAGUUACAUUAUGUAUCUGAUGGCAGUGUCCGGAUCCUUUGCAUAGACCAUUGCUAUUAGUUUAACAUUGUCAGCACUGUCAUUGCCGCAAGACAUGAAUAAGAGUUACACAACUCAUCUGAAAAAGAAAUGUUAUUGCCAAUUUAAUGUUCAUUGGGAGUCUGAAACUGUAUUCAAGUCCAAAAUACAAGUUUUGUUUAUGCAUACUGAUGAGUCUGUCAGACCUGUGUUUAUGUGUAUGCAUUAAUUUACCAGGCAUGUGCAAAUGUUACAUGUUCAUGUGCAUAUUUUAUGCAGUUGAAAUACUGUACAUGUCAGAAUUUGAUAAAAUGGCUGUGAGUGCACAUUCCAUUUCGAAAGGGAUGGCUAUUUUGGUUGGAGCCACAUAGCAAUAGCAAAAUAUUGUUAAAUAAAAAAAACUUAAUUCUUCAUUCAUAA